UCUGACCAGUUCCUGGUGUUGCGCGUGGGGGACGCGGUGCGUGGUCUGUACAUCAGCGCACAUCUGUUGCAUUAGUUGGAGGGUAAGGCUGGCCGGCAGUGAGUCAUCAAACGUUGGGAUAAAGAUUGAGAAUCCUGCAUCUUGGUCAGCUGAUCUCAAACUAGAUGCCGUUUCAUCAGGAAAGGAAUUGUGGGGUGAAGAUCUGUUGACCGAGUUGUGCUCACGGAGGCGGAGUUCUGACCUUGAAAGAUUGAAGUAGAGGAAAAGCCAAAGCAUCGAGAGGAUAAAGUGGAAGCUGUCAUUUGGCUCCGAUUCAUUUCAAUCAGACAAUUUGGAAGACAUCAGUGGCUGUGUGGUGCAACUGGCUAACUUGGCAGAGAAAGCUCACACUGCCACUCCGCUAUAUUGUUAGCCUCAGCCAUGAAGUUGUACAGUAUUACAGUACUUUACAAGAACCCUCAUGCUGCACAGACACUGAAAGCAGCCCAAGAUUUGCAGAGCUUUGGGUUUUUCCAGAGAGGAAGUGUGCAGGAAUUUAUGACAUUUACUAGCAAGAUUCUGGUAGAAAGGUCCCACCAGUCAUCCAGACAGUCUGUGCGAGAGCAAGAGUACAUGUGCCACGUGUAUGUGAGGGGAGACAAUUUGGCAGGAGUAGUCAUUUCUGAUCAUGAAUAUCCACAGCGUGUUGCCCACACUCUGAUUACAAAGGUUUUGGAUGACUUCUCUGAGAAUGUAGCCCCACAAGCAUGGCCAACAGGCACCCCAGAAACAGUGGCAUUCACUGGCUUGGAAGCCAUGCUGGCCAGGUAUCAGAACCCAAAAGAAGCUGAUGCUAUGACCAAGAUUCAAAGUGAGCUUGAUGAAACCAAGAUAAUUCUUCACAACACCAUCCAGACUGUGCUGGAGAGAGGAGAGAAGCUUGAUGAUCUGGUUUCCAAAUCAGAAGACCUUAGCCUUCAGUCCAAGACAUUCUAUAAAACAGCAAGAAAAACUAACUCAUGUUGUAACUUUGGUUGAUCUGAAGCCACAACAUGGUAUAUGUGCAUGCAUUUUAAAUGUAUGUAUGGCCUGUGCUAAAUGUAUUUUAAGGUGCCGUAAUCAGUUAUUUUCAGUUUUUCCCCAUUCCCAGGAGGAAGCUAUCAAUGUGUUCAUGAACACAUCCAUUGUCUUUAGUUCAGCAUUAUGAUUUUGUUGUUGUAUUUCAGCUGCAAUAUAUCUGUCCUUAGUUUUUUUCAAAUUCCUUUCUGAGCAGUGCAAAAGUAAAAAUCACAUUUAGGCGUACUGUGAACAACCUGUUUGCAAUGCUGCUGUCAGUGUAAGCUUUUCCUGAAGUAAUUAGACUUCUGGCUGGCCAUCGCCAAACUGCUUUCACAUCGUACUCAUUGCACUGUUGAAAAUAUGUGUAUUGGUACCAAGCCACCAAAUAUUGUGUUGGGUCAAUGUCUAUAGUCAAGUAAUAAAAUGAGAAAUGUCA
Messenger RNA from Pollicipes pollicipes, 1474 nucleotides. Its product is annotated as synaptobrevin homolog YKT6. Gene Ontology annotation, cellular component: Golgi apparatus. The transcript has a single exon. The coding region runs from base 421 to 1017 and encodes 198 amino acids. NCBI's taxonomy places the organism in Eukaryota, Metazoa, Arthropoda, Thecostraca, Pollicipedomorpha, Pollicipedidae. Gene Ontology annotation, biological process: endoplasmic reticulum to Golgi vesicle-mediated transport. Gene Ontology annotation, molecular function: SNAP receptor activity. The record is from RefSeq and is a predicted model, not a curated record.